GCGCUGCGGAGAAAAUACAAACUCAAGCCCGCAGAAGCACGUGGCCGAGGACGGUAAUGACUCCGGAAGUGACGACUUAAAUCCUUUCCAGAUCGAGGCCGGAAAGAUGGCGGCGGACACGCAGGGGCAGGUUUCAGACACACUGAAGAGAUUCGCUGUGAAAGUCACAUCGUCCAGCGUUAAAGAGCGCAAAGAAGUUCUUGAAGAAUUGAAGGAGUGCGUGAAAGGAAAGGAUCUUCCCGAGCCGGUCAUUAAAGGACUGUGUAAACUCUUCUAUCUCACUCUGCACAGAUACAGAGAUGCUGCGUCCCGGCGAGCUCUGCUCUCGGUCAUCGAGGUGCUCGUCCAGUCACAGCCUGAUGCCAUUGCGACCAACCUUCCUCCCGGUCUGCUGAGCUGCGGGGUGGUCAGCAGGGGCGUGAUGCCCGGGAAGACCACGGCUUCAGGAGCCUGCUGCGCCCUGCCCUGGACCUGCUUAAUUGUUCGGACCGUCUUCCCCUCCGCAGACAAGAGAGAAGGUGCCAACUGGAAGAAACUGGUUGAGGUUCAGAGUUUGCUGCUGGCGGAGGCAGUGGGUGGAGCCUCAGGGAACGCCCUCAAGUCAAUCAGCAAACGCUUUAAUAAGCUGUGGAAGGAGAACCCGGGUCUGGUGGAUCAGUACAUGAGCACUCUGCUGUGUUUGGAUCAGAGCUGUGUGUCUGUGCCGCUGCUGGGAUUGUGUGUGGAUUUCUGCACUGCGCACAAAGACAUCGCCACCAUCAACAAACACAAGGCGGCUCUCUUGGACCUGUACGUGAAGACGGUCCUCAUGAGUAAGACCAGACCGCAUCAGCACAUCCUGGAGAAGAGCGGCUCGAUGCUUCGCCACAUGUCUCACGCGGAGUUUAAGGAGCAGCUGCUGCCCACGUUACUGAAAGCUCUGCUGCGCAGCCCGGAGAACUCCAUGCAGACGAUCUCCUGCAUGCUGGCGUCUCUCACUCUUGAUCUGAGUCAGUACGCGCUGGACAUCGGGAAGGGCAUCUCCAGUCAGCUGAAGGCCAAUAACCCAGAGCUGAUGGAGCAGGCGGUUACGGCCCUUCAGAAUCUGGCCCAUCAGUGCAGCGACCCCAGCGCCGUCCAGGACCUCGUCAAACACCUCUUUGGCAUCCUUGGAGGCUCAGAGGGGAAGCUUACUGUUGUGGCCCAGAAGAUGAGCGUUCUGUCAGGAAUCAGAAGUUGCAGUCAUCAUGCCGUCUCUGGCUCUUCCUCUCAGUCUCUGAGCUCCAGCGUGGCUGUGAUGUUCAUUCCAUACCUGCAACAGGAAGUCCAUGAGGGGACGCUGGUGCAUGCGGUGUCUGUUUUAUCUCAGUGGACGAGCCGUUUCACGGUGGACGUGCCUUCAGAGUUAAGAGAAUGGUUUAAAAAAGCCUUCACUCUCAAGACGUCCACGUCCCUUGUGCGUCAUGCGUAUCUCCAGGCCAUGAUCGGGGCUUUCAAAGGCGACGCUCUCAAUCAGGCUGUGGACUUCAUGCCUCUCCUCAUCCAGACAGUGGAGAAAGCUGCUGCCCAGAAUACCCAGCAUUCUCUGCUGUCUGAAGGCGUGGCCGCCUCUGUGCUGCUCUGUCGGCUGUCUAUGCUGGAUUCUGUGCCCGAAGCGAAGCUGGCGUCCUUCUGGAACCUGAUACUAGAUGAAAAGAAGCCUCUGUUCACUACCGAGAAGUUCCUCUCUCAGGCCAGUGAAGAAGCUCUGUGCACCGUCCUGCUGCUGUGUGAAAGACUGUUCCUGGAUCAGCCUCAAAGACUCAACAACAGCAAGUCUCAGAUGUACCAUCAGGCCACAAUGAUGGCGCUGCUCUCCCGUCUGUGGCGUGUGCGUAAGCGUGCUCAGCAGACGGUGAAGAAACUCCUGUCCUCGCUGGGCGGCUCCAGCCUGGCCCACGGCCUUCUGGGAGAACUGCGUGUUGUCAUCAACAAGCACAAGAUUCUGCCACCAGAUGUUGUUUAUACGGAGACGAGUGAGCUCACAGAGAUCGGCCGCUCUUACAUCGCCCCGCGGAUCCUGCUGGACGCUCUGAGCGUGAUCUGCUCGGUGGCGGCUCAGUGGAACGACCCGGCGGAGACUGAGAAACUAGCCUUGGAUAUUAUCAUCGUAACCCAUCAUCCGUCCAUCGUGGCCGUCAGGUCUGAGAUGUGGCCUUCUCUGAUGUCCACCAUGAAGCUGGACGUUGCUGAAUUCAUCGAUAAACACCUGGAGAUGAUUCUACCUCGCCUGCUAGAAGCCAACACAGACAAUCAGGCUGUUCAGAAUGCUGUCGGUUCCCUGUCGCUUCUGUCUCCCACCAGACUGCUGCCGCGUGUCAUGGAUCAUGUGACCCAGCGCUUGUCCAAUCCGGCGCUGAGUCAGGUGACGCGUCAGGAGUAUGCCAUCAUGCAAACGCCGGAGGGAGAACUUUACGACAAGAGCAUCAUUAUGAGCGCUCAGCAGGAGAGCACAAAGAAAGGCAACAUGAAAAGAGAGAAUAAGGCGUAUUCCUUCAAAGAGCAGAUCAUUGAACUGGAGCUUCAGGAGGAGAUCAAGAAGAAGAAAGGCAUCAAAGAGGAGCUCCAGCUGACCAGCAAGCAGAAGGAGAUGAUGCAGAACCAGCUGGAGAAAGAGUCGGGCAUCCGCAAGCGUUUACAGGAGCUGGAUGUGGAGCUGCAGUGUGCGGUCGGUCUGCUGGAGGCGGCUCUGGCCCGUCGUCCAUCUCUGAUCUGGAUGCAUCUUCCUGGAGUUCUGCAGGUUGUUCUGCCCCUACUUCAGUCUCCUCUGGCUGCUCCCCGCGUCAAACAGGUCUUCCUGCACAUCGGCGUCACUCUGAUGCCUAAAGAGCUGCACUACCUGGCGGUUCUCGUGGGUCAUGUGACCUUGCGUCAGCUGAAGCCAGAGUGUGAUUUGGAUCCUGCCUGGGCUCAAGAAGAUCUGAACACAGCAACGCAACGAACCGUAUCACUGCUGCACACAAACACAACACUUCAGAGAGAUGGCAAGACCGGAUCAGGUGCAUUUGUCCUUUCAGCACCGGCAUUCUCCUUCUGUUUCCCGCUGCUGCAGGCGGUGUUGAGUCAGAGCAGCGGAUCCUCAGAGGAGACCGAGCUCAUGAUGACCCGCGCACUGCAGGUCAUCAACACACAUGCACAGCUGCGGGCGAAAUUCAACGAAAGCGACACACUCAUUGAUGAGAACGGCCCAGAGCUGCUGCCCAGAGUCAGUAUGCUGCUGCUCUUGACCAAAGUGAUUGGCACGUCCACCCCUCGCCUUCAGGUGCUGGCAUCAGGCUGUCUGACGGCUCUGUGUGCCAGCGCUGGAGGGCAGGAGGGAUGUGCGCUCGCCGAACAGCCAGAGAUUGACGUUCUGCUGGAGGCUUUACUGUCAUCGUGCUUCUCUGUCAGAGACGCUGCGCUCAGGGGUCUGCUGGAGAUGGAGUUGGCGUUGCCCACCGACAGCGCUGACGCCAGUGGUCUGAAGAUGCUGAGGAGACUGUGGGUGGCCAAAUUUGAUGUGGAGGAGGAGGGCAGAGCUCUGGCAGAGAAACUCUGGCAGGCUCUGUGUCUGGAUCUGGUCCCUGAGCUGUGUUCGCUCCUGAUUGAGGAUGUGAUCCACCACGAAGAGGCGGUGCGUUCGGCGGGGGCCGAGGCUCUGUCCAGCGCCGUCAGCCAGUACCGCGAGCAGUCGGCCACCGUCCUGACCAAACUCACGGAGCUCUACCACCAGAAACUCUACAGACCUCCUCCGGUUCUGGACACUCUGGGACGCGUCAUUUCUGAAGCUCCUCCUGACCAAUGGGAGGCCAGGUGCGGCAUUGCUCUGGCGCUCAACAAACUGGCUGAGUUCCUGGAUGAGAGUCAGGUGACACCCCUCUUCCUGUUCUUUGUGCCGGACGCUCUGAACGACAGACACGCGGAGGUGCGACGCUGCAUGCUGGACGCAGCGCUGUCCGCCCUCAACACACACGGCAAGGAUAGCGUGAACUCGCUGCUGCCCGUGUCUGAGGAGUUUCUGAAGAACGCGCCACAGGACGCCAGCUACGAUGCUGUGCGGCAGAGCGUGGUCAUCCUCAUGGGCUCGCUGGCCAAACAUCUGGACAAGAGCGACCCUAAAGUCAAACCCAUUGUGGCCAAGCUGAUCACAGCCCUGUCCACUCCCUCACAGCAGGUUCAGGAGUCGGUGGCCAGCUGUCUUCCUCCUCUGGUUCCUGCUAUAAAGGAGGACGCCGGUGGGAUGGUGCGGAAGCUCCUGCAGCUCCUGCUGGAGAGCGACAAAUACGCCGAGCGGAAGGGAGCUGCGUACGGACUGGCCGGGUUGGUCAAAGGUCUGGGCAUCCUGUCUCUCAAACAGCAGGAGAUCAUGACCACUCUGACAGACGCCAUCCAGGACAAGAAGAACUCCAGACGCAGAGAAGGUGCUCUGUUUGCGUUUGAGAUGUUGUGUAACAUGCUGGGGAAGCUGUUUGAGCCGUACGUGGUCCAUGUCCUCCCUCACCUGCUGCUCUGUUUUGGUGAUGGGAACCAGUACGUCAGAGAGGCGGCGGAUGACUGCGCUAAGGCUGUGAUGAGGAAUCUGAGCGCUCACGGCGUGAAGCUGGUGCUGCCGUCUCUGCUGGUGGCUCUGGAGGAGGAGUCCUGGAGAACCAAAGCAGGGUCGGUGGAGUUGUUGGGUGCGAUGGCGUACUGCGCUCCUAAGCAGCUGUCCUCAUGUCUGCCGAACAUCGUUCCCAAACUGAAACGGGGUUCUUUGACCGACUCUCACGUGAAGGUGCAGAAGGCCGGUCAGCAAGCGCUCCGACAGAUCGGCUCCGUCAUCCGCAACCCUGAGAUCCUGGCGAUCACCCCCAUCCUGCUGGACGCUUUAGACGGACCCGUCCUCAAUAGGAAGCGCUCACCUGCGAUGCAAACAUCUGCUGGACACCAAGAUCUGUCUCCGUAUCUGCCCAGCGUGAUUCCAGGACUCAAAGCGUCUCUGUUGGACCCCGUGCCCGAGGUGCGGACUGUGUCGGCUAAGGCUCUGGGAGCUAUGGUGAAGGGAAUGGGUGAGUCCAGCUUCGACGAUCUGCUGCCGUGGCUCAUGGAGACACUGGCGUCUGAACAGAGCUCUGUGGAUCGAUCCGGUGCCGCUCAAGGUUUGGCUGAAGUUAUGGCAGCGUUAGGUGUGGAGAAGCUGGAUAAACUGAUGCCAGACGUGGUUCAGACGGCCAGUAAGGUGGACAUCGCCUCUCACGUCAGAGACGGAUACAUCAUGAUGUUCAUCUACCUCCCUCUGACCUUUGGGGAAAAAUUCACCCCGUAUGUGGGUCCCAUCAUUCCCUGCAUCCUCAAGGCUCUGGCCGAUGAGAACGAGUAUGUGCGAGACACGGCCCUGCGCGCUGGCCAGCGCAUCAUCAGCAUGUACGCCGAGACUGCCAUCGCUCUGCUGCUGCCAGAGCUGGAGCAGGGCCUGUUUGAUGACCUCUGGAGGAUCAGAUUUAGCUCAGUGCAGUUGCUAGGCGACCUGCUGUUCCAUAUCUCCGGGGUAACAGGAAAGAUGACAACAGAGACGGCAUCAGAGGAUGACAAUUUUGGCACGGCCCAGUCAACUAAGGCCAUUAUUGGAGCGCUGGGCGCAGAGAGACGCAACCGUGUGCUUUCUGGGCUCUACAUGGGCCGCUCAGACAUACAGCUGGUGGUCAGACAGGCGUCUCUUCACGUGUGGAAGAUCGUGGUGUCGAACACGCCGCGAACGCUACGAGAAAUCCUGCCCACCCUCUUCACGCUGCUGCUGGGCUUCCUGGCCUCCACCUGCCCAGACAAGAGAACGAUCGCUGCUCGUACUUUGGGUGACCUGGUGAAGAAACUAGGUGAGAAGAUCCUGCCUGAAAUCAUUCCCAUCCUGGAGGAGGGUCUGCGCUCGGAUAAGAGCGACGAGAGGCAGGGUGUGUGUAUCGGCCUCUGCGAGAUCAUGAAGUCCACCAGCAAAGACGCAGUUCUGGUGUUCUCCGAGUCUCUGGUUCCCACCGUGCGUAAGGCCCUGUGUGAUCCUCUGGAGGAGGUUCGUGAAGCGGCUGCCAAAACCUUCGAGCAGCUCCACGCCACCAUCGGUCACCAGGCCCUCGACGACAUCCUGCCUACACUGCUCAAACAACUGGAGAACGAAGAGACAUCAGAGUUUGCGUUGGAUGGAUUGAAACAAGUCAUGGCUGUGAAGAGUCGAUCCGUCCUGCCUUACCUGGUGCCUAAGCUGACGGCUCCUCCUGUAAACACACGUGUCCUGGCCUUCCUGUCUGCUGUGGCAGGAGACGCUCUGACGCGACACCUCGGGGUGAUUCUGCCCGCGCUGCUCUCCUCUCUCAAAGACAAGCUGGGCUCAGAGGAGUGCCUGCAGGAGUUGAGCAACUGUCAGACUGUGAUCCUCUCGGUGGAGGAUGAAGUGGGCCAGAGGAUCAUCAUUGAGGAUCUGCUGGAGGCCACGCGAGGAGCAGACGCUGGGCUGAGGCAGGCGUCCGUCACCAUCCUCAACGGAUACUUCUCUCGAACGCGGCUGGACUACAGCGCUCACACGCGCAUGCUGCUGUCUGGCCUCAUGCGGCUCCUGAACGACCCCAACCCUGAGGUGCUCAGCCAGAGCUGGGACACCAUCAACUCCAUCACAAAGAAACUGGAUGCUGGCAGUCAGCUGUCCUUGAUUGAUGACCUACACAGGGACAUCCGCUCUGCUGCCGCUGAGGUCAGAGGUCAACACCUACCUGGAUUCUGUCUGCCCAAGAAGGGAGUGACGUGUAUUCUCCCCGUGCUGAGGGAGGGCGUGCUGACAGGAAGUCCUGAGCAGAAGGAGGAAGCGGCUCGUGCGCUGGGCGGAGUCAUUAAACUGACAUCAGCGGAGGCACUGCGGCCCUCUGUGGUCAACAUCACCGGACCGCUCAUCCGUAUCCUAGGAGACCGUUUCUCUUGGAGUGUGAAGACGGCUCUGCUGGAUACGCUCACUCUGCUGCUGGCCAAAGUGGGCAUCGCUCUGAAACCCUUCCUGCCGCAGCUCCAGACCACCUUCCUGAAGGCCCUCCAGGACUCCAGCCGGGCCGUGAGGCUGCGGGCGGCAGAGUCUCUGGGUCAGCUGGUCUCCAUACACACUAAAGUAGAUCCACUGUUCACUGAACAGCUGUCGGCCAUACGCAGCGCAGAGGACUCUGGAGUCAGGGAGACGAUGUUGCAGGCCCUGCGCUUCGUCAUCCAGGGUGCAGGGGCAAAGGUGGACCCCACCAUCAGGAAGAACAUCACCACAACACUGCUGGGCAUGCUGGGACAUGAUGAGGAUGCCACGAGAAUGGCCUCUGCAGGCUGUGUUGGCGAGCUGUGUGCCUUCCUGUCAGAAGAGGAGCUCAAGAAUGUGUUACAGCAGCAUGUCCUCGCGGAUGUGUCAGGCGUGGACUGGAUGGUGCGUCACGGCCGUAGUUUGGCUCUGGCUAUCGCGGUGAAGUCCGCUCCUGAUCAGCUGUGUUCAGAGGAGUACAGCUCGUCUGUGCUGGAGGCCGUCUUAUCCAGUGCCACCGCAGACAGAAUCCCCAUCGCAUGCAGUGGCAUCCGAGCCAUGGGUUACCUGAUGAGACACCAGCUCCGCUCAGGAGGACCGGAGAGCAUCUCACCCCGCAUCAUCACACAGUUCAUCAAGAGUCUGCAGAACCAGUCGAGUGACAUUCGUCUGGUGACGGAGCGCGUGCUCUGGUGGGUGUGUAAGGAGGCGGAGACUCCCGCUCUGGAGCCCAGUCUGGUCAAACCGCUCAUCAAAGCCCUGCUGGACAACACUAAGGACAAGAACACCAGCGUCCGAGCGCAGAGCGAACACACGCUCGUCAGCCUGCUGCGGCUGCGCCAGGGAGAAGACGGCAUGCAGAGCAUCAGUGCGAUCCUGGACUCGGCCAGUAAUGAGCUGCUGUCAGAAUGUUACCGCAGAUCCUUGAAGAAGAUCUCCAGCCUUCCCGACUCCAACGAAGAGAUCGAUGACACCAUCCUGACAUGAUGGACAGCCUCCGCUGCUCUGAAUCCAGUCCUGUAACCGCUGCUGUUCUCAGAGAUCCUGCAUCUGUCAGUCACACACACACACACUCUCCUCACGCUAGCUUUGACUCGUGUCAUUUACGCCACAAGGAAAGCCUGGGAAAGUAUUUAUUGUGCUGAGCCCCUGAAAUCAUCAUCUAAAAUCUGCAUUUUCCUUAAUUGGCUAUUAACUUGUAAAUGUAUAUUUUUCGUUUGGUUUUCUUCUGAAAGAUGAAGUAUUCAUUUGUGCCAAUUCUUUUCAAACAUUGAUGUUCUGAUGCCCUUUUAUGUUUCGUUUGGAUGGUGAGCAGUUUCUCGCUGUUGUGAUUGAUUUCUCCGUGUGUGUGAGAGACGCGUGAGCCAUUAACAACCCAAAGGAUGUGAUGCUGAUUUCUCCAAUUGGCGCUGUGUCCUAUAAUAAUGGUUGUAGGAAUAAAUAGAAAAUGAAAACCUUGGUUUAAUAAACGGUUUGACUUAAUUACA
Molecule: messenger RNA, 8502 nt
Organism: Cyprinus carpio (common carp)
Lineage: Eukaryota; Metazoa; Chordata; Actinopteri; Cypriniformes; Cyprinidae
Product: eIF-2-alpha kinase activator GCN1-like
Exons: 58
Coding region: 107-8002 (2631 amino acids)
Biological process (GO): cellular response to amino acid starvation; regulation of translation
Cellular component (GO): cytosol
Molecular function (GO): protein kinase regulator activity
Source: RefSeq, a predicted model, not a curated record